Saxophila tyrrhenica is the source of this 2343-nucleotide messenger RNA. RefSeq lists its product as uncharacterized. Bases 1 to 2343 code for a protein of 780 amino acids. NCBI's taxonomy places the organism in Eukaryota, Fungi, Ascomycota, Dothideomycetes, Mycosphaerellales, Extremaceae. The transcript has a single exon. The record is from RefSeq and is a predicted model, not a curated record. Gene Ontology annotation, biological process: transmembrane transport. Gene Ontology annotation, molecular function: transmembrane transporter activity. Gene Ontology annotation, cellular component: plasma membrane.
AUGUCUCAGCCCGAGCAAGAUGACCAUAUCAGAGUCGCGGAGGAGCCUCCUCCGCCCGAGAGCGCUGCAGCGAGGGACUGGCGAGGGAAGAGACGGGUGGACUGGAAGGCCAUGCUGGGCAAUAGGAAGAACAACAGUGGGCAGCCCAGCAACAGGACGUCCAUGUCGGACUUCGAGCAACAAGUCGAGAAGAGGCCGAUGAAAUGGAGCAUGGGCAUGUUGAACGACCCGGAGACAGAGGAAGUGCCGGGUUCCAUCCUGCUGCUGUCCAAGGUGUCCGAGUACAACGAGCCGCUGGGUCUUCGGAAUGCACCAGCAAGGACGUCAGCCUCGUCUCUUCCCUCGCCGUACCCACCAAGCCAGCGGAGUUCGAUCAGCAGGAGACGGCCACCCGUGCCGGAGAAGAAGCGGACACCAGACGGGAAGUUCAUUCUCGAGCCUCAGCCGGAUGACUCCUUGAACGACCCACUGAACUGGAAGAUGUGGCGCCGAGACCUGGCUUUGCUAUCUUUGGGCUUCUACUGUAUGGUCGGUGGAGGUAUGACGCCCAUUCUCGCGGCCGGCUUCACCGAGGUAUCGCACGAGUACGACGUAUCGGUCCCUCAGGUCGCGCUUACGACUGGCUUAUACAUGAUGGGCAUGGGUCUUGGAAGUGCCUUGUUGAGUCCUACGGCUAUCUUGUACGGAAAGCGUCCAGUCUACCUGGUAGCAGCCACCUUCUUCUUGGUGACCUGCAUCUGGUGCUCUGAGUCACCGAGCUUUGCUAGUCUGGUGGUGGCUCGUAUAUUCCAAGGCCUGGCGGUCUCCUCAGUCGAGUGCUUGCCCUCAGCAACAGUUGCAGAGAUCUUUUUCCUUCACGAGAAAGCCUACCGCUUGGGCAUCUACACUCUCCUUCUCCUCGGCGGCAAGAACUUGGUUCCUCUGGUCAGCGCCGCGAUCAUUCAGAGCUUGGGCUGGCGAUGGGUUUUCCGGAUCGUGGCCAUGAUCAUCGGAUUCUGCUUGAUCCUACUAUUCUUCUUCGUGCCCGAGACCUUUUGGGAUAGAACGCCGAGGCCACACAAGCACACUGUACGACGCUUUCCGAGUUUGACGAUGUUCAGGACUGGCUCUGUUUCACAUUCCCCGACUGCGGUGAGGCGGCCUAGUAGGGCGUUUUCGGCGAGCGAGAAGGUGGAUGGGCUUGAGGAGUCGCACACGAAAGCUUCGGAGCGACAUGCUCACUUCCAGGCCGAGAGCGAUGAAGAAGUUGUGAUGCAGGAGAAACCGGCUUUCACUGAUGCCGCUCAGGGCGAUGCGGGUGCUGGGAAGGCGAGCGAGCCCGACGCUGAGGACGAAAAAGCACGGCAGCCUGCAGGCCUAGAGGCAACGCAGAAUGCUGAGGCUGGAUCUGGCCUCCGACUUUCCAUUCCAACAGCUGCGCAUAGAUCUCAGGUUACCAGCAACGAUAACUUCGUCUCGAACGAAACCUCAUCUGCAGCCCAUGAACCCGCGGCUAUGGACGCCUUGUCUCAGACCCCAACAGAGCAGGACGUCGAGCAACAGCGGCAGAGCAAAGUCAACCCAUACACCGACACACGCAGAGUCCAACCUCCGACGACAUUCGUUCAAUCACUACGGCCCUGGAACGGCCGUCUCCGCAAAGACAGCUGGUUCCGCGUCGCAAUGCGUCCCUUCAUCCUCUUCUGCUACCCGUCCAUCCUCUGGAGCACGCUCGUCUACUCCCUCUCCGUCGGCUGGCUGAUUGUGCUCUCCGAAAGCGUCAGCACCAUCUACGAGAACCGCGACUCCUACAACUUUACCUCCCUACAAACCGGUCUCGUCUACAUCUCUCCCUUCGUAGGCGGUGUACUGGGUACAGCAGUCGCAGGCAAAGUGUCCGACGUCAUCGUUCGCUACCUCGCUCGUCGCAAUGGAGGCAUCUAUGAACCUGAGUUCCGGCUGUGUAUGGCUGUUCCCAUCGCUCUCACCACCACGAUCGGCCUCAUGGGCUACGGCUGGUCAGCCGCCGAACGAGAUCUCUGGAUUGUACCGACCAUUUUCUUCGGGCUGAUCUCCUUUGGCUGCUCGCUGGGCAGCACGACCGCCAUUACCUUCGCCGUCGACUCGUAUCGUCAGUACGCCGGCGAAGCGCUCGUGACGCUCAACUUCAGCAAGAACAUCUUCCAUGGACUCGUCUUCUCGCUGUUCUUCAACCGCUGGUUGGACGCGGAGGGGAGCAAGAACACUUUCCUGGCGAUUGGCGGGAUCCAGAUGGCGUGUUUGUUAAGCACGAUUCCGAUGUAUAUCUACGGCAAGAGGGCGAGGAUGUGGACUGUGAGGAGGAACAUGAUGGAGAGGUGGUGA